AUGGAGGGAAUAAUGAACGCACUUAAAGAAAUUCAAAAUGAAUUAGAAGAGCAAAAAAUAACUAUUCGUGAAAGCGGAAAAAAAGUGACGGAACAAGUUACACAAAACAUUAACAAUAUAUUAGAAGAAAAAUUUUUUGCACUAGAAGAAAAUCAGAAAAAACUGAAAGAGCUAGUAGACAACCAGGAGAAAAGAAUAGAAAAACAGGCAAGGCAAAGAAAUAUAGUUUUUUUCGGGAUUGAAGAGACAGAAACAUCAUAUGAAAAUCUAGAAAGGAAUAUUAUACAAUGGAUCGAACAAUAUUUCUCUAUUAAACUGACCUAUAGUGACAUACAAGAAAUUAAAAGACUAGGAAAUAAGAGAGAAAGACCACGACCAGUAGUGGUAACCUUCUUAAACCUAGGUAUAAAAAUUAAAAUUUACAAACAAAAAAGAGCACUGAAAGAUACUAUUUAUUACAUGAAAGAAUAUUAUCCAAAAUACGUAUUAGAAAAGAGAAAAGAAUUGCAAGAACAGUUACAAUUAGAGAGAGAGAAAGGAAAUAUAGUUUUCCUAAAAUAUGACAAAAUCGUCAUAUCAAAACAAACAUCGAAACGAAAGUUUAACAUUUCGCCAAAAAACUCUAAUAAAAAUAUAACUAUGCAAGAAAAGGAAGACAACAUACAAAUAAAUAAAAAGAAAAAGUCACAACAGUCUGGCUCAUCACCCAAAAGAUUAAAUAGCACUUCAGAAAGACAAUCAAAAGCCUCCUCCGACAUUAAUGACAAAAACAAACAAAUCGAAACAAGAAACAUAAAAAAUCUUCCAACCCGGCUGGUCACCGUGGAAGAGUACGACCAAAACCCUCCAAAGAAAAAUUCACAAAUACGUAACAACUUUACAGAAGAUCAAUGCCACACAUUAAACAUUAUAACAUAUAACGUCAGGAGUUUAUCCUCAUAUGAUCGUUUACUUGAAUUAGAAGAAAGUUUAAGUAAAAUUAAUUAUGAUAUAAUAGGAAUCUCGGAAGUGAGACGACAUGGAAACGAAAUAGAAGAAUACGAGACCCUGAUACUAUGCUAUAUAGGACAUACACCUGGGAAAUAUGGAGUAGGCUUCAUAAUAAACAAGUCUCUAAAGAACAACAUAGAAAGUUUCACAGGUAUAUCAGAACGUGUUGCUUUACUUAACAUGAAUAAUGAAGGUCAUAAAUUGUCCAUAAUACAAGUAUACGCACCUACAGAUGCAGCCAGUGAUCAUGAAAUAGAGGAAUUCUAUAAUACAAUCGAUAAAGCAAUCAAACAAGCACACAAACACAUUAUACUAAUGGGAGACUUCAAUGCGAAGAUUGGAGCUCCUAAAGAUCAAGAAUACAUUAUAAUGAAACAAUACGGAUAUGGCGAAAGAAAUGAAAGAGGUCAGAGACUGGUAGACUUUGCGCUAGAACAAAAAUUGACAAUCAUAAAUACAUAUUUCAAGAAAAAACCAAACCGAAGAUGGACAUGA
This is a messenger RNA of Achroia grisella, 1485 nucleotides long. RefSeq lists its product as uncharacterized. Gene Ontology annotation, molecular function: catalytic activity. Bases 1 to 1485 code for a protein of 494 amino acids. Gene Ontology annotation, biological process: chromatin remodeling. The transcript has 2 exons. Gene Ontology annotation, cellular component: nucleus. The record is from RefSeq and is a predicted model, not a curated record. Lineage: Eukaryota; Metazoa; Arthropoda; Insecta; Lepidoptera; Pyralidae.